Auxenochlorella protothecoides is the source of this 750-nucleotide messenger RNA. RefSeq lists its product as hypothetical. The transcript has 3 exons. The record is from RefSeq and is a predicted model, not a curated record. The coding region runs from base 1 to 750 and encodes 249 amino acids. Gene Ontology annotation, biological process: regulation of transcription by RNA polymerase II. NCBI's taxonomy places the organism in Eukaryota, Viridiplantae, Chlorophyta, Trebouxiophyceae, Chlorellales, Chlorellaceae. Gene Ontology annotation, molecular function: transcription coactivator activity. Gene Ontology annotation, cellular component: mediator complex.
AUGGUGCAGGCUUCGCUGCUCGUCGAUCCUAGACUGGACGACGUGCGGGCUGCGAUCACCGAAGCGCACCGGGCCUGGGCACUGCAUUCAGGCGAGGAGCUCAAGGACGAGCAGGUCGAAGAGGAGGUGCACCCCGCAGCAGAGUACCCGUCCCGCCCGGGCAAGAAUCUGUCGGAAGUGUUGGACAACCUGAGAGCCCUGGCCUACCUCGGCAUCCGUGCCGACGCGCUGUCCGUCACCGGGAGUCACUGCGAGCCUGAUCAGGCCAGGCGCGUCCGCCUCUCCAUGCCUGGCACCUUUGUGGCCCUGCUGGGCCUCCCCACGCCGGGCGGCACGGCCCCGAUCUGGGCGACAAUCGUUGGGCACGAGGAGGCUCAGGGCGCCCUCCGACGCCCCUGGGCUGGCUCUCGGCACGCCGUGUUCCGGGCCUUCACCCAGCUGGCAAACGGCACGGUCUUGCACGAGCUUCGGACAGGCUCAGCAGGGGUUGCGCCUGCGGAGACAGCAAUUCCCACCGCCCUAGAAACCGUCGUCCUCUGGCUGGCCAGCUACUCGGAUCUCUUCAGCCGCCCCGCGACCUCCACGAGGCGCCUGCUGCAGAGGGAUGCCGCCAGCGGGGCCCUCUUGCCCCCCCUCCUGCGCCCACACACGCUGAGCUGGCACAGGCUGGGCCUGGCAGCCAUGGAUCCCUCCCAGCGCACCGCCGAGCACGCCUCUCAGUCGCUGGCCCCAAUACUCCCAGCUGAUUGA